ACCGGAAGUAGCUGCCAAUGACCCAGAAUUGCUUUCCACUGUCAUCACAGUGUGAUGUCCGACACAUUCAAGCGUAGUUGGGAUAUUUACUUUUCAACUCGGAGAAAAAUAAGUCCCUUUUUUUGGCAUACUGUGAGCAUUUCUGAGUAAUUCAACCGUUCAUUUGUGAGCUGCUUGCAGGCGGCCACCAUGAGCAACAGCCAUCCUCUGCGGCCGCUGGCCUCCGUAUCGGAGAUCGACCACAUCCACCUGCUGUCGGAGCAGCUGGGACCUCUGGCGCUCUGCGAGCAAUACAGCGAUGUCACCUUCAUCGUGGAGGGGAAGCGCUUUCCUGCACAUAACGUUAUCCUGGCCGCCCGAUGCCACUACUUCAGGGCCCUCUUGUAUGGCGGAAUGAAAGAGUCGCAGCCCCAAGCAGAGAUUUGUCUGGAGGAGACGCAGGCAGAGGCAUUCUCCAUGCUGCUCAACUACUUGUACACCGGCCGCGCCAGCCUCAGCUCGGCUCGCGAAGAGGUGUUGCUCGACUUCCUCGGCCUGGCCCACCGCUACGGCCUCCAGCCACUAGAGGACUCCAUCUCCGACUUCCUCCGCACCAUCCUGCACAACAAUAAUGUCUGCUUGGUGUUUGAUGUGGCCAGCCUGUACUCUCUCAGCACGCUCAGCGCCGCCUGCUGUUCCUACAUGGACAAACACGCACCGGAAGUUCUCAACUCUGACGGCUUCUUGACACUAUCCAAGACGGCUCUGCUGACGGUGGUCCGCCGCGACUCUUUUGCUGCCAGCGAGAGGGAGAUCUUUCAGGCCUUGUGUCGCUGGUGCCAGCAGUACGCCGAAGGCCCCGAGACUCAGGAAGUGAUGGCGGCGGUGCGUCUGCCGCUCAUGACCCUGACGGAGAUGCUGAACAUAGUUCGACCGUCUGGCCUCCUGAGCCCAGAUGACCUGCUGGACGCCAUCAAGCUGCGCUCCGAGAGCCGAAACAUGGACCUAAACUUUCGCGGCAUGCUAAUACCGGAGGAGAACAUCGCCACCAUGAAGCAUGGAGCUCAGGUGGUGAAAGGUGAGCUCAAGUCGGCUCUGCUGGACGGCGACACUCAGAACUAUGACCUGGACCACGGCUUCUCCAGACACCCCAUCGAGGAGGACGGCAGGGCCGGGAUCCAGGUCAAACUGGGCCAGCCAUCCAUUAUCAACCAUGUGCGCCUGUUGCUGUGGGACAGAGACAGUCGCUCCUAUUCCUACUACAUUGAGGUGUCCAUGGACGAGCUGGACUGGGUGCGGGUCGUAGACCAUUCCAAGUACCUUUGCCGCUCCUGGCAGAAUCUCUUUUUCACGUCUCGAGUCUGCAGGUACGUGCGCAUUGUCGGAACACACAACACGGUCAACAAGGUCUUUCAUCUUGUGGCUUUUGAGUGUAUGUUCACAAACCGCUCGUUUACACUGGAGCAGGGACUUCUGGUGCCCACCGAGAACGUGUCCACUGUGGCGGGCUGUGCCAGCGUCAUCGAGGGUGUCAGUCGCAGCAGAAACGCCUUGCUCAACGGCGACACUCGAAACUACGACUGGGACUCAGGCUACACCUGCCAUCAGCUGGGCUCUGGCGCCAUCGUCAUUCAGCUGGCUCAGCCCUUUUGCAUUGGGUCGUUAAGGCUGCUGUUGUGGGACUGUGACGAGCGCUCUUACAGUUACUACAUCGAGGUGUCCUCUAAUCAGCAGGAGUGGACCAAGGUGGUAGACCGCACCCGCCUGGCAUGUCGCUCAUGGCAGACGCUCAAGUUUGACAAGCAGCCGGCCUCUUUCAUCCGAAUUGUGGGGACUCACAACACUGCUAAUGAGGUCUUCCACUGUGUCCACUUUGAGUGUCCCGCCCAGUUGGACACGGACGUCAAAGAAGGCAGCCCAGGCCUGGACGCUUCAGAUGCCGCCACAUCCUCGCUGCCGCCGCGACCUCAGCGACCAUCCCGCACUCAGAGCCUGCUGCCCUCCAACUCGUCUUCAUCUUCCUCACAGGCCCAUCAUUAAUAACACCCCCUCCUCCCGCCCACCCAGGUUUUGAAGGGGUCAGGAGGACCGUCAUUUUGCACAGCCUUUUUCCUCCUUGCUGCUCAACGGCGUCUUCUCGCUGUCAUAACCUGUGCCCUUUGUCGUGCGCGUGCCUCAAGACUUGCAUGUGUAGCAGCGGUGUUUUAAUACUCCUGUCUUCCCACUCGGUAGCUUCUGCGUCCACUGACUCGUUUGAUACGUUUUUGUGACCUUGGUCCUCUGAAGGCUUCGACUCAGCGCCUUUCUCAAGUCAAGGUGGUGGAAGAAGACGAUGCUAACGCUGAAUGAUAACCAUGACGAUGUGCUUUCACUACGGCAUUCAUCUUUUGAGUAAUAUUUCCCCUAGAUACAAAUACAGAUAGAAUCUAUUUUCAAAUCAGUGAUUGACCUCAUCAAAGACGCCUGUAGAUUUUGCAUUUCUCAAUUCUUCAACUUUUUGCCAAGUGUGAUGUUUGUACGCAAACAACACUUAAUCAAAUUAUGCAUUUGCAUAUGAAAUGAAAACUGCUAAGUGUUUGCAGUCCUUUAUCGGGAGAACUUUUUUUUUAAUACCUCAAGAGCAAACUAAAGCGAGAUUGACGUGUCUUAAUUGAGUAUUUUACGCACUUGCAUUUCUUAGCACAAACUGAGGAGGAAACCAAUUAGUUGACGAAAAUUUGGACUAAGAGGCUUGGACCAAAUGAUUUAUGCGCUGCAAAGAAGCGAAAACAGACUAUUACAGGAGCAGCUGCUAUUGGCACUUUAACAGACUCAAAUAGACACGAAUUGGGUGUUUUGACUGAAGUAAAAUACUGGAGCUGUGAAGUGAAAUGAAGUUCUUCAUCUCUUGAGAUGUUACUAUGUGUGUGUGUGUGAGUGUGUGUGUGUGUGUGUGUGUGUGUGUGUGUGUGUGUGUGUGUGUGUGUGUGUGUGUGUGUGUGUGUGUGUGUGUGUGUGUGUGUGUGUGUGUGUGUGUGUGUGUGUGUGUGUGUGUGUGUGUGUGUGUGUGUGUGUGUGUGUGUGUGUGUGUGUCUGUGUGUGUGUGUGUGUGUGUGUGUCUGUGUGUGUGUCUGUGUGUGUGUCUGUGUGUGUGUCUGUGUGUGUGUGUGUGUGUGUGUGUGUGUGUGCGUGCGCGCGCGCAUGUUUAAAUGUAACUACUCUGAUUGUUGCACUUUGUCCACGAGGAGCUAAUAGUCCU
Molecule: messenger RNA, 3217 nt
Organism: Entelurus aequoreus (snake pipefish)
Lineage: Eukaryota; Metazoa; Chordata; Actinopteri; Syngnathiformes; Syngnathidae
Gene: btbd9
Product: BTB (POZ) domain containing 9
Exons: 11
Coding region: 190-2019 (609 amino acids)
Biological process (GO): circadian behavior; adult locomotory behavior; modulation of chemical synaptic transmission
Molecular function (GO): protein binding
Source: RefSeq, a predicted model, not a curated record